GCUACAGUUACCAUGACAGCGGAUUUAAAUCACGAGGAGCGUGUAAAUACACGCGUGUUGGACACUGGUAGAUAUAUUUGUCGAAUUUGUUAUUUUGUAUAGAAUAUUUUACGUCUGUACGAGGACCGAACGAGAUGACUGAGGCGACUAAAUCUGACGUGCAGAUUAUUUUGAGCAUAAAAGAGGGGAAGGGUUUUGAGCAAGUUUUACAACCAACGUUAUUGAUUGGGACUUUAAAUGGACAUUCCUUAGAGACUGACAGAAUCGAGCCUUGUCCAACUCCACAAUAUGCUACUGAUUUGGUUUGGGAAACUAAUAAAAUGGUGUUGAGAAGAAUGCGAUCAGAGCAAGCCUCAUUAAAAUUAGAAUGCUUUGCUUUUAAAGAGAACGACGGUAGAGAGAGAAUUGGAUAUGUUCUGCUAAACGUACGUUCUGCGCUAGUAUUGUCAAAAUGUGGAGAUCUGAAUCCGAAAGCAGCUUGGCACAAGUUGCUGGGAUUAAGAAGCGAUCUUAAAGCACAAAAGCCUGAGUUACUUCUUGCGUUAAGAGUCGAGGAUCGAAAGGACAUAAAUCUAAAUCCAACAGUAGAGCUAAGAAAUUUAAUGAUAGACAAAGAUGUUAUCUUGGAAAGUGACGAAAUAAUCCCUUACUUACAUCCUGAUGAGCAAUUGAUUCAAUUGGGGCCUCUAAACACCUGUUGCGAAUUAUUUAUAUUAAGUAUCACAACCAUGUGUAUAGAAAAUUUGCAUCUAUUAUUACCUGAAUGUCUAAACAAACGUAGCACUGUGCGUUUCUUAUAUCGAGUUUUGGAAAACGAUGUGGAACUUGAACCACUCAAAACAGAGUCCGGAAAAUCCCAUUUUGUCUCUGAGAAAGUAGUAGUGAGAAUACGAAGCUCUUUGAGCGUCUUAAAGCAAUAUCUCCAAUUGAAGCCAUAUCUGUUAAUAUAUUUGAAACAUGAAAGUAAUGUAAUAGCCGAAUCAUCAGUUAAUCUGCAAUCCUUAGUACCUGCAGACAGUCUGCAAGAAUUUCUCAAAUGUACUGCAAAUGCAAAUACUACUUUACACGAACAAUGUUUUCUAAUUAAACAAGGUUCAACGGAAAAACCUAUUGAAAACCAACAUCAGAAAUCUUAUCUCGAUUUACAACUUAAAUUGCAAUAUAUUGGAAGUAGAACAAAUAUCUUGGUCAACUCUGACACGGCAAUAAACUCCAACAAUUGCGUAUCUAGCACUCGAAUAAAUUAUAACGAAGAAAGCAUAAAUAAUGUUGACCAGAGGUGUCCAGAGAUGGAGUCUCACAGAAAUCCUAGUGGCAAUUUUGGAAAGUUCAGUGUCAAAAAUCUUCCUGGCGAAGUAAAAUGCACAACAGAAUGUAAAAAUAUAAAUAAACAGCCCGUUGAUUGCCAAUGCUGCAAACAUCAGACGGAUAAAGUUACGUAUUCGCGCUCGUGCGAUGAAAUCCUCUGCAGUAAUAAGAAUCAUAUCAAAGGCGUAGGAUCUUAUCACUGCUAUUGUCUACGCAUCUCACUUGUGGCAAUAACACUGGCCUCUGAAACAUUAUCUGGACGAGAAAUUGAAUUUUGAUUUCAUCAUCCAAAAACUGAAAUCAUGUCAACAGCAUACGCGAAAAUGCCAGACUUAUCCGACAAGAAAGUUAAAUUGCAAGAUAUUGUAUGUCAAUUUCACUUUAUAUCCGCGCCAGACGAAAUAAAACAAUUACUACAAUCUUUUCCACCGAAAAUUAGUAUAUACGACACUAACGAAGGUGAUGAAUUAUCAUUGUUAGUACUUGAUGUAAAACCGUUAUUUCACCAAGAAAAGUCCGAAUGUCAGUAUAAAUUAUUUCUGUUCGAUAGAGACCGAAAUAAAAUUGCUGAUAUGGACAUUAUACUCAAAUUAGAGGAUCGUGGACUACAUUGUAUAUUAAAGAAAGAAACUAUCGAUAAAAAUCUAGGCCCACCAAUAUUGGACGAUAGCUUGGCAUAUAAAAUAGUGGACGAGCUCGAAACAUGGAAGGACCGCCAAAAAGAAAUGUUUAAAGCAGAGCUCAAAAGAAAGGAAGAACGAUAUUUGAACAUGCUGAGCGAGGAAUGGCGAAUACAGAGAGAAAAUCUAGAGUCAAAGCUCGCAUACAGUGUUGAACAAUGUAAGACGUUAGCCAACAGUUUAAACAACGCUACUGAAGAUCUGAGAAAGCGCCGUUUAAAGAGCUUGGAAAACGAGACCAGAUUAAUUAAAACGAACGAGGACUU
This is a messenger RNA of Temnothorax curvispinosus, 2254 nucleotides long. It is a transcript of the gene rha, whose product is annotated as centrosomal protein of 120 kDa-like. Gene Ontology annotation, biological process: positive regulation of centriole elongation; interkinetic nuclear migration; centrosome cycle. The record is from RefSeq and is a predicted model, not a curated record. Gene Ontology annotation, cellular component: centrosome; centriole. Lineage: Eukaryota; Metazoa; Arthropoda; Insecta; Hymenoptera; Formicidae.